UCUAUUGGGAAAGAGAAGAUGUAGAGCAAACAGGGACUUUAUGACCGUUUGGCUGCCUCUAUAUCUGGUCUGUGCAACAAAUGGUCUUUCAAAAACAACACCAGCCACAACGAGAGAGGACAUAAGAAACUAUCAUCAAAAGGCACUGAGGCUGUGCUAUACAUCAUGCAUCAGUCCAAAGCUAUAGCUGUCUGUCUGAUUCUUCUCCUUGGCAGUGCACUGACUGAAGUUGGUGCUAAGGCCAUCUCAAAAAGGCAUGUCCGUCGUGACUGGUUGAUCUUGCCUGAUGCUGUUGCCUUUUAUGUGUAUGAGUCUGUGAACAAAAUAUCCCCCAAAACUGCAGAACUGUUGGCAAGAGCUGUCCAGGUUCCAUUCAUUCUUGAUACAAGGAACUUCCUGAUACAGGAGACAGCUAAAAUCAGUGUGAAAGCUGAAGAAGCAAUGGGAAAAUUUAUGGAGAAAAUAUCUGGCUUCUGGCAACAGCAGGAGAAAGAGCCAGCACAGCAAUAAGACCAAAUCAAAGGGCGACUCUCACCUGCCCUAAGCAUUCAUCUUGAGAAAUCAAUGGGGUGAACUUCUUGAUCUGCCACUAGAGGGAGACAGCACCCCAGCUUCGGACAGCUCCAAAUAGACUAAUUUAUUCAAUCUUCCCAUGAAAGUGCAAUCUAGUGCUUCACACGUGAUGUUUUCCCUACAAAAGGCUUGCAUGACAUGCCAUGCAAAUAAUUUUGUUGUCCAAUCUGUGCAUUCAUAGCAAAAUACACAUUGCCUGCUACUUCA
Messenger RNA from Eublepharis macularius, 780 nucleotides. Its product is annotated as apovitellenin-1-like. Lineage: Eukaryota; Metazoa; Chordata; Lepidosauria; Squamata; Eublepharidae. Gene Ontology annotation, cellular component: chylomicron. Gene Ontology annotation, molecular function: enzyme inhibitor activity. The record is from RefSeq and is a predicted model, not a curated record. Gene Ontology annotation, biological process: lipid metabolic process. The coding region runs from base 166 to 510 and encodes 114 amino acids. The transcript has 4 exons.